GCCGAAGAGAACUGCGGCUGAUUUGCUGAUGUCAGGACUUCAGUGCAGCAUUUCAUGGCUUUGGGCGGAUACUCGACGGCUGGCUGAAACGCUCUCUCCCCGACACACACACAUGCCCACCCGGCAGACGCGAUGCUGUCCUCCGCUAGACGCUGCGCUUUCACAAGCGUGUUGAUUUUGUGCCUGUGCUCGCCAGCCGAUUUGAAACGGGUUUUUAGGUGUCCGUCGACAUGCACCUGCUCGAAGGAGUCCAUUAUUUGUGUCGGAUCCAACUAUGUCCCGCGGAUCAGUCCAAACGACAUCAAUUCACUGAGCAUCGUCAACGCCACCUUCACCGAGGUCAAAGAGUCGAUGUUCGCGCACAUGCCCUCUCUGCAGCUGCUAUUGCUGAACUCUAAUGCCCUCACCACCAUACGAGAUGAUGCCUUUGCUGGUCUUCCUCACUUGGAGUACCUGUUCAUCGAGAACAACAAACUGGAGAUGGCAUCCCGCUUCGCUUUCAGAGGCCUGAGAGACCUCACCCACCUGUCGCUUGCAAACAACAAUAUCAAGGCUUUGCCCAGGGAUCUGUUCAGCGACCUGGACUCUCUGAUCGAGCUGGACCUGCGUGGCAAUGCAUUUGAGUGCGACUGCCGUGCCAAGUGGCUGAUGCAGUGGGUGCGGGGGACCAACGCCACCGUCUCGGACAUCUUCUGUGCUGGACCCGAGGACAUGAAGGGCAAGAGGCUCAACGACAUGGCCAGCAUGCACAACGAGUGCAUGUCCACAGACUUUGUCCUCCAUCAGUCUGUCACCUCAGAGUCUCUGUCUGUGGACACCUUCUCCUUCAAGAAUGAUGUGUAUGUGGCCAUCGCUGCGCCCAACACCGAGAGCUGCAUGGUGCUCCAGUGGGAUCACAUUGAGAUGUUCUUCAGGAGCUACGACAACAUCACAGGCCAGUCUAUCGUGGGCUGUAAGUCGGUGAUCAUCCAGGACCAGGUGUUUGUCAUCGUGGCGCAGCUCUUCGGUGGCUCACACAUCUAUAAGUUCGACGAGGACCAGAGUCGUUUUGUGAAGUUCCAGGACAUCGAGGUGUCCAAGAUCUCCAAGCCCAACGACAUCGAGGCGUUCCAGAUGGCAGGGGACUGGUUCUUCGUCAUCGCCGACAGCUCCAAGGCAGGCCUAUCCACGCUGUACCGCUGGAAUGAUAAAGGGUUCUACUCCCACCAGUCCCUCCACGAGUGGUUCCGUGACACGGACGCCGAGUUUGUCGACCUGGACGGGAAGGCCCACCUGAUCCUCGCCAGCCGAUCACAGGUACCGGUCAUCUACCAGUGGAAUCGUGCGUCGCAGCGCUUCGUGCUGCAGGGGGAGAUCCCCAACAUGGAGGACGUGGUGGCGGUGAAGGCGUUCCGCGUGGACGAGGCGCUCUUCCUGGCCAUGACGCGCUACAUCGGCGACUCCAAGGUGCUGCGCUGGACGGCGCCCAAGCACUUCUCGGAGGUGCAGGCGCUGCCGUCGCGCGGGGCUAUGAUCCUGCAGCCCUUCAGCUUCAAGCGGCGCCACUACCUGGCGCUCGGCAGCGACUACACCUUCUCACGCAUCUACGUGUGGGACGCCGACAGCGGAACCUUCCGGCGCUUCAAGGAGGCCUACAUCCAGGCACCGCGCUCCUUCACCGCCGUCUCCACUGACCGCCGAGACUUCCUGUUCGCCUCCAGCUUCAAGGGCAGCACACAGAUCUACGAACACAUCCUCAUCGACCUCAGCCUGUGA
Messenger RNA from Alosa sapidissima (American shad), 1755 nucleotides. It is a transcript of the gene lgi2a, whose product is annotated as leucine-rich repeat LGI family, member 2a. The transcript is spliced from 9 exons. Gene Ontology annotation, biological process: inhibitory synapse assembly. Bases 133 to 1755 code for a protein of 540 amino acids. NCBI's taxonomy places the organism in Eukaryota, Metazoa, Chordata, Actinopteri, Clupeiformes, Clupeidae. Gene Ontology annotation, molecular function: protein binding. The record is from RefSeq and is a predicted model, not a curated record.